AUGGCCUUCAACCUUCAAAACCCUUUUUUCGUUUUCGUUUUUGUUUUUGUAUGUUCAAUUGCUUCUCUUGUUGCAAGCCAUGAACUCUUUGUCAAUGGAGACGGAUUUUCACCUGCUUUAGGGACAUGGUAUGGAGACCCAAGAGGCGCUGGAAGUGGAGGAGCUUGUGGAUGGGCUAAUGAUGUACAAUCACCUCCAUUCUCAGCCAUGAUAGCAGCAGGAAAUGCAAGGAUUUUUUUGCAAGGCAAAGGAUGUGGGGAUUGUUAUCAGAUUAAAUGCAGUCGAGAGCCAUACUGCUCUAAGAACCCUAUUAGAGUUACAAUAACCGAUGAAUGCCCAGGUGCAUGUAACAAUGUUCCAUUCCAUUUUGAUUUAAGUGGAACUGCUUUUGGUGCAAUGGCGAAUCCAGGACAAGCUGAUAAUCUUCGUAAUCUCGGCCAAGUUGAUAUUCAAUAUCGAAGGGUGCAAUGCUACUAUGGUAGAACAAAGAUCGCUUUCAAGAUUGACGCACAAACAAACCCUUAUUGGUUUGCAACUGCAAUAGAAUACGAUGAUAGAGAUGGUGGACUUCAGUCAGUGGAGAUAGCCUCUGCUAAUACGCGACAGUUUGUUCCAAUGAAGAAUAUUUGGGGUGCGGUUUGGCAAGCCGAUGUAAAUCCAUCUCUUCAUGCUCCGUUCUCGUUCAGGCUCACAUCUCCUAAGGGUUCUGUUGUGGUUGCUACAAAUGCUGUUCCUAUGGGCUUUGUGCCUGCAAGGUGUUAUAUGUCUGAUUUCACCGCUACUUUAACCAAUAACAAUGAGAUUAGUGUGCUUACCACCGCUUCAUUCUUUGGAAUUAUACGACAUCGGGUUACUACAUGGAUUAAAGCUUUUCACUUCCCGAUCCUUCCACCGCUCACUCCAUCUUCCCUCGCCGCUCCACCUACCGACUGCUUCUUCUUCUACUCUGAUUUCCAUCAGAACCGAUUUCUCCCCACACUCUUCCAAACCAUUGUCUCACUCCUCCUCGGUUGA
Molecule: messenger RNA, 1014 nt
Organism: Lactuca virosa
Lineage: Eukaryota; Viridiplantae; Streptophyta; Magnoliopsida; Asterales; Asteraceae
Source: the annotation of a GenBank genome assembly